ACCUCUUCCCCGUCGUUCCUUUUCCAUCAUUUCCUUUGAUAGCCGGACACCAUUUCCGCUCUAUCUAUUCCCGACCAACUCCAAUCUCGUAUCGAUACGACUGCCAUUUCUUUUGUCUUCUAGUCCACCUUGACGGUCAUCAUUUCUUUUCGGCUUCUUUUCCCGAUACUUUACAUAUUGUGUCGAACAUAUCACCUCUGUACAAUGGCUCGGGCCCCUUUACCCUUCUGUACAAAUUCUCUUUGCUUUCGUGGUCUCUCACCUGGUGUUGAUUGUGAUCUUAUAAAGAGGCUUGUUUACGGUUCGGAUGAUGAAUUCUCACGACGCAGGCUACUAUUGACGGAUUGGUCUUUGCUUUGGGCAUUUUCAUUCAUGAUUACCCCCUCUUGUCGUUCCCUUGUGCUGACCUGUUCUUAUUUGAACAUAUACACCUGCUGCAGUGUGUUAGUACAUAUCCAAGCACACACAUAUUACAUAUCUACCAAUGGUAAUCAGUGUACAGGAAUCGCAGUAACGAGACGUAUUACGACCCAUACAAUGACAAACAGCUUGAAGUGUUACUGAGUAGACCAUGAACAAAAGCAGUAAAUGUAUCCAUUAAGUCAUCUCGUCAUUCAUAGUAG
This is a messenger RNA of Aspergillus neoniger CBS 115656, 623 nucleotides long. RefSeq lists its product as uncharacterized. The coding region runs from base 205 to 564 and encodes 119 amino acids. The record is from RefSeq and is a predicted model, not a curated record. The transcript has a single exon. Lineage: Eukaryota; Fungi; Ascomycota; Eurotiomycetes; Eurotiales; Aspergillaceae.